AUGGCGGUCCCUUUUCCAUGGGCAGCCUUGCGCGUACUGAGUUUGUGCUCUGAAGGUUGCAAGAAAGUAAUUUUUCAUGUUCCUUCUGAACUAGAGGCUGACACAUUAGUUGGCAGAGUUGAUUUGAAAGAAUGCCUUCAGUCUGCAGAGUUUAUCAGUUCCAGUGAUGGGAAUUUCAAAAUUCUAGAGGAUGGUUCUGUGUACACAACAUCUGCUGUUUCUUUGUCCGCUCAGAAAAAGACUUUUAGCAUAUUACUUAAAGAUAUUCAAGAACAUGUGCAAAAGAAAAUACAUGUUAGUUUGGUGGAAGAAGAAAAAAAGAAGACCAGGCAUGCUAGAGAUACGGUUCUCAAGCGAACUAAAAGAAGGUGGGGCCCUAUUCCAUCUGUUGUGAUGGAGAACUCGAUCGGACCUUUUCCACAACAAAUACAGCAGAUCCAGUCAGACACAGCUCAGAACUACACCAUUUAUUAUUCUGCAAGUGGACCAGGAAUUGAUCAAGAUCCAAAGGGUUUGUUUUACAUAGAGAGAGAAACUGGAAAUAUCUUUGCUACUCGUGCAGUAGACCGUGAACAAUAUCCAAGCUUUCAGAUUAUUUGCUUUGCAACCACUGCAGAUGGUUAUUCACCAGAGGUACCACUUGUGCAUACAAUCAAGAUAGAGGAUGAUAAUGAUAAUGCUCCAGAGUUUUCUCAAAGUUCUUACAAAUUUUUUGUUCUUGAAAAUUGCAAAUCUGGUGAACGUGUUGGGCAAGUGAUUGCAGAGGACAAAGACGAGCCUCAUACUCUGCAUACUAAGUUGAAAUACAGCAUUUUAGGAAGUGCAGCAAGACAAUUAUUUAAUAUACAUCCUGAUACAGGUGUCAUAACAGUAGCAACACCGCACUUGGACAGAGAGAAUAAACCCGAUUAUCUAAUUCAAAUUGAAGCAAGAGACCUGAAUGGUCAUCGGUUUGGUUUGUGCUCUACAGCAGAAGUUAUGGUUGCCCUUAGGGAUGUAAAUGACAACGCACCAUACUUUAAACAGACACAAUAUGAAACACAAGUGGAGGAAAACAGAGAACAUGUAGAAAUACUGCGUGUGUCUGUUGUUGAUCUUGAUGAACCUGAUUCACCUGGGUCUAGAGCAGUGUAUGAAAUUAUAAGAGGAAAUGAUGAUCAGUCCUUUGAAAUUACAACAGACAAAAACACAAAUGAAGGAAUACUGUGUGUUGUUAAGGGACUGGACUAUGAAAGCGGCAAGCAAAGGAUCCUUGUGAUUACAGUCAACAACGAGGCACCCUACUCUCUGGCACCACAUUCACAACAAGUUUCCCAGAGCACCGCCUCUGUUAAAGUGAAUGUCAUGGAUGUGGAUGAGGGGCCGGUGUUUCGACCCUGUUUCUUUCGCAUGGACGUUAAAGAAUGUGAGGAAAUUGGGGCAAUUAUUGGGAGAUACCUAGCAGAAGAUCCAGAAACUGGAAAUAGUGAAGGCAUAUG
Messenger RNA from Eurypyga helias (sunbittern), 1478 nucleotides. RefSeq names its product desmocollin-2-like. NCBI's taxonomy places the organism in Eukaryota, Metazoa, Chordata, Aves, Eurypygiformes, Eurypygidae. Gene Ontology annotation, biological process: homophilic cell-cell adhesion. The transcript has 10 exons. Gene Ontology annotation, molecular function: calcium ion binding. The annotation marks the transcript as partial. Gene Ontology annotation, cellular component: desmosome; plasma membrane. The record is from RefSeq and is a predicted model, not a curated record.